AUGCCUAGUGAAAAACCACCUGCAGGUCACGAGGGAGCAGGAGCAGGCAGACUUUUCACAUUAAAGACCAGUAUCAUUUUUAAACGAAUUAAAAAUCAUCUAAAUAAGCUGAAAAGCAUAGACAAAAAUCAACAAUUGGAGUCUGGAGAAAUGUCACAUCAUGAAGUAUUGGCAGCAUUGGCAAAGGAUAAAAAAGAUGACGAUAAUCAAGAUCAAGAAGCAAAUAUAUUGUUAAGUCAAUCAGAUAAAGAUUCUUUGGAAAUAAUUUAUAAUUUUUUAAAAAAUUAA
Messenger RNA from Entrophospora sp. SA101, 288 nucleotides. The record is from the annotation of a GenBank genome assembly. NCBI's taxonomy places the organism in Eukaryota, Fungi, Glomeromycota, Glomeromycetes, Entrophosporales, Entrophosporaceae.